CUUUGUUUUGGUGAUCCCCUCUGAAAAUCGUCGCCUGCUUGCUAUAUAAGUCCAGUUGCUUAGCUUUGAACAAAUUAGAUCGUUUUCAACAGAGUAAACAAUCAAUCAACCAAAAUGAAAUUCUUCAUUGUUUUCUUCGCUUUGAUCGCCGUGGUCUUGGCCGGUGGUUAUGGUGGCAACCAAGGACAUGGCCAAGGAGGACAUGGCCAGCAAGGCUUUGGACAGGGAGGACACGGCCAGCAAGGCUUUGGACAGGGUGGACAUGGCCAGCAAGGAUUCGGUCAGGGAGGACAUGGCCAGCAAGGUUUCGGUCAGGGAGGACAUGGCCAGCAAGGUUUCGGUCAGGGAGGACAUGGCCAGCAAGGAUUUGGACAGGGAGGUCACGGCCAGCAAGGACACGGCGGACGUUACUAAAUGGAUCGAUUUAAUAAAAGCUUUUGAAAACUA
Molecule: messenger RNA, 447 nt
Organism: Drosophila ficusphila
Lineage: Eukaryota; Metazoa; Arthropoda; Insecta; Diptera; Drosophilidae
Product: ctenidin-1
Exons: 2
Coding region: 115-414 (99 amino acids)
Source: RefSeq, a predicted model, not a curated record